Messenger RNA from Neohortaea acidophila, 1244 nucleotides. RefSeq names its product 3-isopropylmalate dehydrogenase. The transcript has 3 exons. Lineage: Eukaryota; Fungi; Ascomycota; Dothideomycetes; Mycosphaerellales; Teratosphaeriaceae. Bases 1 to 1119 code for a protein of 372 amino acids. Gene Ontology annotation, biological process: L-leucine biosynthetic process. Gene Ontology annotation, cellular component: cytosol. Gene Ontology annotation, molecular function: magnesium ion binding; NAD binding; 3-isopropylmalate dehydrogenase activity. The record is from RefSeq and is a predicted model, not a curated record.
AUGCCGGAGUUCAAUAUCGUCGUUUUCGGAGGUAUGGAGUGUAUCAAAUCCCCCUGUUGCUCACCAGAAGUUUAUGCUGACAACACCCAGAUCCUCCGCGUCGUCCAAACCCACGCCAAAGACAUCAAAUUCAACUUCCAAGAACACCUCCUCGGCGGCGCCUCCAUCGACGCCCACGGCACCCCACUAACAGACGCCGCCCUCACCGCAGCCAAAGCCGCCGACGCCGUGCUCCUAGGCGCCAUCGGCGGGCCAAAAUGGGGCACCGGCGCCGUCCGGCCGGAGCAAGGGAUCCUCAAGUUGCGCAAAGAAAUGGGCACCUUUGGCAACCUGCGGCCGUGCUUCUUCGCGUCGGAGAGUCUGGUGGAGAACUCUCCGCUCAAGGACGCGGUGUGCCGCGGCACGAAUUUCAUGAUUGUGCGCGAGCUCACCGGGGGGAUUUAUUUUGGGGAGAGGAAGGAGGAUGACGGGAGUGGGUUUGCGCUUGACACGGAGCCGUAUUCGCGCGAGGAGAUUGAGCGCGUCACGCGGCUGGCGGCGUACCUUGCGCUGGCGGAGGAUCCGCCGCUGCCCGUUUGGUCGCUCGACAAGGCGAACGUGAUGGCCACGUCACGACUGUGGCGGAAAACAGUGACGCAAGUGAUUACAGAGGAGUUCCCGCAGCUCAAGCUAGGACACCACCUCAUCGACUCGGCGGCAAUGCUGAUGGUGAAGAACCCGCGCGCCCUCAACGGCGUCAUCGUCACCUCCAACUUGUUCGGCGACAUCAUCAGCGACGAAGCGUCCGUCAUCCCAGGCAGUCUCGGCCUCUUGCCAUCAGCCUCCCUCUCCUCCCUCCCGGACGGCAAGGGCAAGUGCAACGGCAUCUACGAGCCAAUCCACGGCUCCGCGCCGGACAUCAGCGGCAAGGGGAUUGUGAAUCCCGUUGCAAUGUUGCUGUCUGUGGGUAUGAUGCUCAAGUACUCGCUGGGGCGCGCGGAUUUGUGUCAGCAGGUUGAGGAGGCGGUCAAGGCGGUUAUUGACAAGGGGAUCCGCACGACGGAUAUUGGGGGCUCGGCUACUACGGUGGAGGUUGGGGAUGCGGUUGCCAAGGAGCUCGAGGGGAUUCUGGCGCGGUGAGCGCAGGCCGUUCGACCUCCGGCGUAGUGAGUGCUUCGGUGAGAUAGAUAGACGUGAAUCGCACGGGAAUCAAAACUCAAGAUAAUCUGCUUUUCCGAUUGCGCGCCGUAUUAAGCUAUCUCAAU